This is a messenger RNA of Coregonus sp. 'balchen', 26542 nucleotides long. NCBI's taxonomy places the organism in Eukaryota, Metazoa, Chordata, Actinopteri, Salmoniformes, Salmonidae. The record is from the annotation of a GenBank genome assembly.
AUGUAUUGGAGGAGAAGAUCUGAGUUUCCUCCCAUCGGACCUUCUCCAAUGCGCUUUGAGAAGGUGGUGAGGACGUGAGGAAUGAAACAAAUACAAUUGAUAUUCAUCCCAUGGCUCUGUUCUCAAAUAAAAUACAAAUAAAAUGUUCACAUGCUUCCUAUACAACAAGUGUAGACUAACAGUGAAAUGCUUACUUACAGUGAAAUGCUUACUUACAGUGAAAUGCUUACUUACAGUGAAAUGCUACUUCCCAACAAUGCAGAGAGAAAAAUAAUAUAAAUAUAAUAACACAAUAAAUACACAAUCUGUGACAAUAACUUGGCUAUAUACACAGGGUACCAGUACCGAGUCGAUGUGCAGGGGUACGAGGUAAUUGAGGUACAUAUGGGUAGGGGUAAUGUGACUAGGCAACAGGAUAGAUAAUAAGCAGUAGCAGCAGUGUAUGUGAUGAGUCAAAAGAGUUAGUGCAAAGGGGGGUCAAUGCAUAUAGUCCAGGUAGCUAUUUGGUUAACUAUUUACCAGUCUUAUGGCUUGGAGAUAGAAGCUUAUCAGGGUCCUGUUGGUUCUAGAUUUGGUGCAUCGGUACCACUUGCCAUGUGGUAGCAGAGAGAACAGUCUAUGACUUGGGUGGCUGGAGUCUUCGACAAUUUUUAGGGCCUUCCCCUGACACCGCCUGGUAUAGAGGUCCUGGAUAGCAGGAAGCUCGGCCCCAGUGAUGUACUGGGCCGUACGCACUACCCUCUGUAGCACCUUAUGGUCGGAUGCCAAGCAGUUGCCAUACCAGUCAAGAUGCUCUCAAUGGUGCAGUGGUAUAACUUUUUGAGAAUCUGAGGGCCCAUGUCAAAUAUUUUCAGCCUCCUGAGGGGAUAGAGGUGUUGUCGUGCCUUCUUCACGACUGUCUUGGUGUGCGUGGACCAUGUUAAUUCCUUAGUGAUGUGGACACCGAGGAACUUGAAGCUCUCAACCCGCUCCACUACAGCCCCGUCGAUGUGGAUGGGGGCGUGCUCAGCCCUCCUUUUCCUUUAGACCACGAUCAGCUCCUUUGUCUUGCAGACGUUUAGGGAAAGGUUGUUGUCCUGGCACCACACUGCCAGGUCACUGACCUCCUUUCAAUAGAGUACCACAGUAUGAGUAAUAAUACCCAUAAAACCUAAUAAUACCCAUGGUUCCAAUCGUUUUUCCACCAUUCAUUUUUCCCAUAAGGGAUUUUAGAAACACUUCAAAUAAGGGCUGUGUUUCGUAUACGCUUACCCUGGCGUGAUGUUUUGAUAACUGUGUAGAUCUCUCUAGGACAAGGUGACUUUUAUCAAUAUAUUUGCCUGUUUUCAUGAUGGUGUUGGAGUCGUGCGCGGCCACGCAGUCGUGGGUGAACAGGGAGUACAGGAGGGAACUAGGCAUGCACCCCUGAGGGCCCCCCAUGUUAAGGGCCAGCAUGGCAGAUGUGUUGUUGCCUACCCUCACCACCUGGGGGUGUCCUGUCAGGAAGUCCAGGAUCCAGUUGCAGAGGGAGGUGUUCAGUCCCAGGGUCCUGAGCUUAGUGAUGAGCUUGGAGGGCACUAUGGUGGUGUACGCUAAGCUGUAGUCAAUGAAAAACAUUCUCACAUACAGUAGGUGUUAUGUAGGUGGGGAGGGCAGUGUGGAGUGCAAUGGAGAUUGUGUCUUCUAUUAGGGUGGUAUGCAAAUUGGAGUGGGUCCAGGGUGUCUGGAAUGAUGGUGUUGAUGUGAGCCAUGACCAGUCUUUCAAAGCAUUUUAUGGCUACAGAUGUGAGUGCUAUGGGGCCAUAGUCAUUUAGACAGGUUAUCUUGGAGUUAUUGAGCCCAGGGACUAUGGAGGUCUACUUGAAACAUGUAGGUAUUACAGACAGGGUCAGGGAGACUUUGAAAAUAUCAGUGAAGAUACUUGCCAGCUGAUCAGCGCGUGCUCUAGGUACGCUUCCUUGUAAUCAAUCUGUCCCCGCGGCCUUGUGAAUGUUAACCUGCUUAAAGGUCUUGCCUGUUUGAUGGCUUCCGGAUGGCGUCCAGAUUAGUGUCCCACUCCUUGAAAGUGGCAGCUCUAGCCUUUAGCUCAGUGCGGAUGUUGCCUGUAGUCCAUGGUUUCUGGUUGGGAUAUGUACGUACGUUCACUGUGGGGACGACGUCGUCGAUGCACUUAUUAAUGAAGCUGGUGACUGAUGUGGUAAACACCUCAAUGUUAUCAGAUAAAUCCCAGAACAUAUUCCAGUAUGUGCUAGCAAAACAGUCCUGUAGCUUAGCAUCCGCUUCAUCGGACCACUUCCGUAUUGAGCACGUCACUGGUACUUACUGUUUGAAUUUGUGCUUGUAAGCAGGAAUCAGGAGCAUAGAGUUAUGGUCAGAUUUGCCAAAGGGAGGGCGAGGGAGAGCCUUGUGUUUGUUUCUGUGUGUGGAGUAAAGGUGAUCAAAGAUUAGUUUUGUCACCUCUAGUUGCACAGGUGAAAUGCUGUUAAAAGUGAGGUAAAAUGGAUUUCAGUUUCGCUGCAUUAAAAUCACCGGCCAGCGCCGCGACCGGGAGACCCAUGCGGCGGCGCACAAUUGGCCCAGCGUCGGCUGGGUUAGGGGAGGGUUUGGCCGGCUGGGAUAUUCCUUGUCCCAUCGCGCUCUAGCGACUCCUUGUGGCGGCCCGGGCGCAUGCACGCUGACUUCAGUCACCAGCUGUAAGGUGCUUCCUCUGACACAUUGGUGGGGCUGGCUUCCGGGUUAAGCGAGCAGUGUGUCAAGAAGCAGUGCGGCUUGGCGGGGUCGUGAUUCGGAGGACACAUGGCUCUCGACCUUCGCCUCUCCCGAGUCCGUACGGGAGUUCAGCGAUGGGACAAGACUGUAACUACCAAUUGGAUAUCACGAAAAAGUGGUAAAAAGUACCCAAAAAAUCAAAAUACAAAAAUUCUCCGGCCAUUCUGCCUAUGGAUGUGCAUUUUCUUGUUUGCUUGUGGCCCUAUACAGCUCAUUUAGUGCGGUCUUAGUGCCAGCAUUGAUUUGUGGUGGUAAAUAGACAGCUACAAGGUAUCUACAUUUACAUUUUACAUUUAAGUCAUUUAGCAGACGCUCUUAUCCAGAGCGACUUACAGUUAGUGAAAGCAAAAACUAGAGACCUCCUAAACUAGAGACCUCCUAAACAAUAGAGUAAGAAGAAUGUCUAGAGCUGCUGACUCAAUGAAGUAGAAAUCUUGAUCCAAAUCGUGGUUAGUGAUCGAUGUUCUGAUGUCCAGAAGCCAUUUUCGAUCAUAGGAAAUUAAGGUGGAGACAUUAUGUAAAAAAAAUUAAAAAAUAGCAGUAUUGGUCAGGAGCCCGUAUAACGGCCGCUAUCCACUGCAGUCCAUCAAUCAUGACGGGGAGUGUGCAAGUCCAUACUUUGGGAUAAGUGUGGAGAAUUCGGGACGCAGACAAUGCUUACCAAAGUUUCUGAGCCAAAUGUCUCAACAGACGCCUCUUUCUCUCUUUUGACAGUGCUUAUCACAGGCUACAAUGGAGGACAGUGAGAGGUUCUUCACCAAGCUGAUUGAGACAAGGUGCUCAGAGGUGAGAGAGGUGAUCCAAGCUAAAGAGAAGGAGAUGGUGAGUGAGGCUGAGGGACUCCUACAGACACUAGAGCAGGAGCUUGAUGAGCUGAAGAGGACUGAAACAGAGGGCAGACAGCUUCCACACAUAGAGGUCUACCCCCAUUUCCUACAGGUAAGAUCAAUAGCGCUCUAAUAAAGUGCUACAGAUGUUCACAAGAACAUUUAAGAGUGUAAAGUUUGACAUUUAGAAGGGGAAAUGUUUUGAUCCGUUUUGAACAAAGGCAUUUAUUUUCUCUAUAUUGGUAGGUCAAUAUCAUUCAGCACUUAGAAUAUAGACAACUUCACCUGGGGAUAAAGACACAUUUUGGACAUUCAUUUUUAUUUUAUUUUUUUCACCUUUAUUUAACCAGGUAAACCAGUUGAGAACAAGUUCUCAUUUACAACUGCGACCUGGCCAAGAUAAAGCAAAGCAGUGCGAUAAAAACAACAACACAGAGUUACAUAUGGGGUAAAACAAAACAAAGUCAAAAAUACAACAGAAAUAAAUAUAUAUACAGUGUGUGCAAAUGUAGCAAGUUAUGGAGGUAAGGCAAUAAAUAGGCUAUAGUGCAAAAUAAUUACAAUUAGUAUUAACACUGGAAUGAUAGAUGUGCAAGAGAUGAUGUGCAAAUAGAGAUACUGGGGUACAAAUGAGCAAAAUAAAUAACAAUAUAGGGAUGAGGUAGUUGGGCGGGCUAAUUUCAGAUGGGCUGUGUACAGGUGCAGUGAUCGGUAAGGUGCUCUGACAACUGAUGCUUAAAGUUAGUGAGGGAGAUGAGUGUCUCCGGCUUCAGAGAUUUUUGCAAUUCGUUCCAGUCAUUGGCAGCAGAGAACUGGAAGGAAUGGCGGCCAAAGGAGGUGUUGGCUUUGGGGAUGACCAGUGAGAUAUACCUGCUGGAGCGCAUACUACGGGUGGGUGUUGCUAUGGUGACCAAUGAGCUAAGAUAAGGCGGGGAUUUGCCUAGCAGUGAUUUAUAGAUGGCCUGGAGCCAGUGGGUUUGGCGACGAAUAUGUAGUGAGGACCAGCCAACAAGAGCGUACAGGUCACAGUGGUGGGUAGUAUAUGGGGCUUUGGAGACAAAACGGAUGGCACUGUGAUAGACUACAUCCAAUUUGCUGAGUAGAGUGUUGGAGGCUAUUUUGUAAAUGACAUCGCCGAAGUCAAGGAUCGGUAGGAUAGUCAGUUUUACGAGGGCAUGUUUGGCAGCAUGAGUGAAGGAGGCUUUGUUGCGAAAUAGGAAACCAAUUCUAGAUUUAACUUUGGAUUGGAGAUUCUUAAUGUGAGUCUGGAAGGAGAGUUUACAGUCUAACCAGACACCUAGAUAUUUGUAGUUGUCCACAUACUCUAGGUCAGACCCGUCGAGAGUAGUGAUUCUAGUCGGGUGGGCGGGUGCAAGCAGUGUUCGGUUGAAGAGCAUGCAUUUAGUUUUACUAGUGUUUAAGAGCAGUUGGAGGCUACUGAAGGAGUGUUGUAUGGCAUUGAAGCUCGUUUGGAGGUUUGUUAACACAGUGUCCAAUGAAGGGCCAGAUGUAUACAAAAUGGUGUCGUCUGCGUAGAGGUGGAUCUGAGAGAGGCAUGACAGCAUUUUGUACCAUUGUAGAGGAUGGAGAACACUUACGUUUUCAGAAUUUCAAGGAGAAAUAUGGUAUGGAUAACCAAGAUUUCUUCAGAUAUUUAAAAUUAGUCUUUUGAAAAAGAGAAAUAUUACAGAGCCUUCUUUGAUACCAAAUAUGACUAUCCAUGUGAUUCGAAAUGCAUAUAAAUAGGCAAUGUCCAAGACAACCUCUUCACUCUGUCAUGGCCUGAUAGACUCUAGAAAAGACUCAACUCUUUAUAUUAAAGCAAAAUGGGAAAAGGAACUGAAUAUAGACAUCUCAGAGGAAGACUGGGACAAUAUAUGCAGUACCCAAAAUACAGUGCAUUCAGAAAGUAUUCAGACCUGUUGACUUUUUCCACAUUUCGUUACAUUACAGCCUUAUUCUAAAAUUGAUUAAACUGCCCCCCCCCCCCCCCCCCCCCCCCCUCAUCAAUCUACACACAAUACCCAAUAAUGACAAAGCAAAAACAGGUUCUUAGAAAUCUUUGCCAAUUUAUUAAAAAUAAAAAACUGAAAUAUCACAUUUACAUAAGUAUUCAGACCCUUUACUCAGUACUUUGUUGAAGCACCUUUAGCAGCGAUUACAGCCUCGAGUCUUCUUCGGUAUGAGGCUACAAGCUUGGCACACCUGUAUUUGUGGAAUUUCUCCCAUUCUUCUCUGCAGAUCCUCUCAAGCUCUGUCAGGUUGGAUGGGGAGUGUUGCUUCACAGCAAUUUUCAGGUCUCCCAAGAGAUGUUUGAUCAGGUUCAAGUCCGGGCUCUGGCUGGGCAAUUCAAGGACAUUCAGAGACUUGUCCCUAAGCCACUCCUGCGUUGUCUUGACUGUGUGCUUAGGGUCGUUGUCCUGUUAGAAGGUGAACCUUUGCCCCAGUCUGAGGUCCUGAGCGCUCUGGUUUUCAUCAAGUAUCUCUCUGUACUUUGCUCCCUGCCACUGAAAAACAUCCCCGCAGCAUGAUGCUGCCACCACCGUGCUUCACCGUAGGGAUGGUGCCAGGUUUCCUCCAGACGUGACGCUUGGCAUUCAGGCCAAAGAGUUCAAUCUUGGUUUCACCAGAAUCGAGAAUCUUGUUUCGCAUGGUCUGAGGAUCCUUUAGGUGCCUUUUGACAAACUCCAAGCAGGCUGUAAUGUGCCUUUUACUGAGGAGUGGCUUCCGUCUGGCCACUCUACCAUAAAGGCCUGAUUGGUGCAGAGAUGGUUGUCUUUCUGGAAGGCUCUCCCAUCUCCACAGAGGAUCUCUGGAGCUCUGUCAAAGUGACCAUCAGGUUUUUGGUCAUGUCCCUGACCUAGGCCCUUCUCCCCCGAUUGCUCAGUUUGGCCGGGCGGCCAGCUCUAGGUAGAGUAGUGGUGGUUCCAAACUCCUUCCAUUUAAGAAUGAUGGAGGCCACUGUGUUCUUGGGGACCUUCAAUGCUGCAGACAUUUUUUUGUACCCUUCCCCCGAUCUGUGCCGCGAUACAAUCCUGUCUCGGAGCUCUACGGACAAUUCCUUUGACCUCAUGGCUUGGUUUUUGCUCUGACAUUCACUGUCAACUGUGGGACCUUUAUAUAGACAGGUGUGUUUCUUUCCAUAUCAUGUAAAAUUGAAUUUACCACAGGUGGACUCCAAUCAAGUUGUAGACACAUCUCAAGGAUGAUCAAUGGAAACAGGAUGCACCUGAGCUCAAUUUCGAGUCUCAUAGCAAAUGGUCUGAAUACUUAUGUAAAUAAGGUAUUUCUGUUUUAUUUUAUUUUUGAUACAUUUGCAAAAAUGUCUCAACCUGUUUUCGCUUUGUCAUUAUGGGGUAUUGUGUGUAGAUUGAGGAUUUUUACUUAUUUCAUCCAUUUUAGAAUAAGGCUGUAACGUAACAAAAUGUGGAAAAAGAAAGUGGUCUGAAUACUUUCCGAAUGCACUGUACUUCUGCAAACUCAAUGAUAAAGAAAUGUGUGAGUAAGAUAUGACUAAAAUGUCACACCCUCAGUUAAACUAACAAUGUAUGACUAAUUAGUAGACUAGAGCUUAGAGAGUUAAUCAAAUGUGUUUAUAUCACAGCAACAGAGUAUUUGUGUCUUGUAAUUAGGCAAGCAGAAGUGCAAAACGAUUGAAACCAAAUAACAGGAGACUGGUUCCCAAAACACACAGGGAAAGGGGAGUGAAGAGGCUUUCAGGAUAUUGUGAGGACGCGAUAACUGAAGAAUGCAGCCUGCCCGAGCAAGAAGUAGACUAUGAUAAGAACGUGUGUGUGUGUGUGUGUGUGUGUGUGUGACCUGAUGGUCAGGAGAUCAGAGGAAAAUCACGUGAGCUAGACCCAGGUGUGAACUUACAAGAUGUGUACAGUGGAAAAAUACAGCCCGCCUACAGCGGGGUGGGAUUUCUCCUCUGACGUGUGCAUAUAAAAAUAUUGUACGACCAUUUUGUUGCAGAGCGCUCUCAUGAAUAAACGUGUUGACCAUUGCAGGAUUGAGUCUUUGUUUAAUUUAUUCAAACUAAGAGAUUUACAACCUUUUGGGAAUUAUUCAAAGAUUUAAGAAGUAGUUGACUUCAACCAUUGAGAUAACAAUAUUAUUGUGACACUCAAGAACAUGGAGAGAGUUCUGUUUUGAAAAAUAUAACUCAUUUUUUUAUCACUCCUAGAAUCAAAAGUCAACAGCUAGGUAUACAACAGCCAUGCUGGCAGCUGUGUGGCCAUGUAGAUGCCAACCACACCCAUGUUUAAUGGAAAUAUCCAAAGAUGUCAUUUUUGGGGGAUAAUGUAUGCUCAGUGCUAAAAGAUGUCUUAAGAUAUGAAGUCCCUAGAACUUGCCCUAUAAUGUACCUUGGUAAUGUCCCAGAGAAUGUGAUGGGCAGUCAGAUACUUGUUAAAAGUCACCUUGCUGCAAGUAAAAAAGCCAGUACCAGGAACUGGUAUAAAGUAGAAGCCCCAAAAGUAUAAUCCAAUAAAUCUUUAUAUGGAAAGCUUGACAUACAUAUACCUUAAGACUCCAAAAACCUUUAUUUGAAAGUAACUGGGAGAAAUAGAUAUAAUUCACAAACCAGGAAGACUUGAUUAACUAAUAUCUUGCUAAGCUUUAGUUCAUUGUUUUGUUUUAGUUUUUUUUACUGUUUUUGCUGAACUGUUUUGAAAAGGUGUGUGUGUGUAUGUGUGUGUAUAUAUAUAUAUAUAUAUAUAUAUAUAUAUAUAUAUAUAUAUUAUAUUAAAAAGAGGAUAUAGACAACUUCUAUCUCUGCUCACUAUAUAUAACUAUUUAUAUGGACACCUGAUAUGUUGACUUUUACCAUGUUGCAGUGUAUUAAGAAGUUUUUCUGAAAUGGAUUUGUGGGAUAUCUGAUGUCCUGAAUGUUUCAUUGUCUGUUUGUAGACAUUGCCCAGCAUCACUGAGGCUUUUGAAGAAGUGAGGACAUAUGCCUCUGAAAUGCAACAACAAUUUGAGGAUUCCUCCAAGUUGCAAUUUGUGGAGUUUUCUAAAUCAGGUGCUUAUUUCAAAUUAUAGGCCUACUUAGGUCUGCAAAAUUCCAGUAACUUUCCCAACAUGCCCAGGUUUUUCAGAAAUCCUGGUUAGAGGCAAUUGGAUUCCCUGCUUAUUCCCUCCUGAUUCCGGGAAUCUUCCAGCCGGGAUUUCUGGAAAACCUGGGAAGUAUGGUUAAAUUGCUGGGAUUUUUGCAACCCAAGGACUACUAUUUCUAAGCACAAUAAGAUUCCUUCAUAUGUGAACACUUUUUUUUCUGUAUUUCUUUCAACAGUUGAAGAAAGUCUGGGACCAUACAGUAAGUACCCAGCUAGCACAACGUUCUGAGAACCAUAUGUUUCUUAGAGCUUGGUGAGAGCGUGGUUGUCCUAUAGUUAUUUUGCAUACAACCUUCCCACAACGUUCUGGGAAUGGUGCAGAUUACCCAACUAGCACAUAAUUUUCUGAAAACCAUAUGUUUCUUUGGUGGGAAUUCCAGUACUUCAGCAUAACAUUUCCUACAGGUUUCCUCAUGGUUCUAUUUAAAAUUAUGUUCUCAAAUCAUUCCGAGAAUGUUAAGAAACAACGUUCUUCUGUGGGAAUUUCAGUACUUCAUGAUAAGGUUUUCUACAGAUUUCAUCAUGGUUCUAUUUAAAGUCAUGCUCUCAGAACACUAAGAAAACUUUCUAUAAAAACCACAAGAAAACAUUAAUAACGUUUAAAGAAGGUUCUAAGAAUGUUAUUUAACAACGAAUAUAUCCUAUCUUGUUAAGUGUGUUCAGGUGUGAUGGCCACGCCCACUAAUAGGCCACACCUGAUCAUAAUGAGUGCUUGUUCCCUUUGAAAUGGGGUCUGUUUAAAUAGAUUAAAAUGAACAGUUUUGUAUGAGUAAAAAAAACAUGGUGUGAUAGCUCCGUCGUGGUGGCACAGUGGACUAAUUCCAUGGAUAAACAACAGAAGAUCAUAGGUUCAAGUCUCACUGACGGCGUGCCACAAUAACAAAUAAAUGUGUUUGCAUGAUUAAUGCCUAAGCAAAAUAAUUUCCAUGUGUCCUAUCUGUGCUUGGAAUUAAAAUCAAUUAAAUUAAACUACCAGUGUUAUUAAAAGUCUUAUUGAAACAUAUUCUCAAAACGUUAUUUAAUUACCUAUAAUUUUAAUUCUCAGAACGUUAAUACAACCUCCCAAGGAAAACUUUCAGGAAACAUAGUAAAAGGUUCUGAGAACCUCCCUGAGACCUUAAAAUGUAAGUUCCCAGAACAGGCUACUUUUCACUUUUUUAAACGUUCUCAAACGUUUUAAAAAACAUUCAGUUUUACCGGUCAGGAAACGUAUGACUUCGUUUCCAGAACCAAUGGGAAACCAAAACGUACAUUCCCACAACUUCCAAGGAACCAAAUGUGCUAGCUGGGUAGUACCAUCACAGCAGAAUUACUGGCAUAAAGUAAAGGACCUAACAUACAGGACUGACAUACAACCUCCUCUUUCUCCUUCUUGUUUUAUUUUUCUCUCGCUCUCUCUCAGCUAUCAGUUCUCUUAGCACUACCAGACAGGCAGUGGAAGAAAAGGACUUGGUAAGAUCUGGUCAGAUUAAUAUAUACAUUUGUAAUACACUCCUGGUUGAAUAUCGAUGCGAUAAUAUCUGUUGGUGAUGCUGCCCCUUUGUUAUUGCCUCCCUACCCCCCUUUAACUCUGCUUACUCCCUCUUCUGCCCUCUUAACUUAUUACUUGAAGGAGGACUUUGUUGACCUAGAGACAGUGAAGACAGAAGAAAUGUAUGAACAAAUGGAUAACAUCCUGGCCAGUCUGACUCCCAAGAACUUCCAUCAGUCGAUGAAGGUAGUGAGUGCAUUCACCAUUGACACAGAGGACAAACUCAAGGGCAUCAUUGACUCUAUAUAUGAGAGGGCCAUCCUAAACCCUACCAGCGCCGAGGUCUAUGCCAAGGUGUGCCACCACCACCAAUUCAUGGGGGUACGUCUGCAUCUGUACAAGUCUCCAUGUGUGUAUUUGUGUUUGCCUGUCACCAACAGCUGUGUAUUACACCUGCAUUACUAGCUGUUUGGGGUUUUAGGCUGGGUUUCUGUACAGCACUUCGAGAUAUUAGCUGAUGUAAGAAGGGCUAUAUAAAAUAAAAUUGAUUGAUUGAUUGAUAUUAUUGUUUUAAAGAUUUUACUAACUCUUAGGGCAACACUGAGUGUACAAAACAUUGCUCUUUCCAUGUCUUAGACUGACCAGGUGAAUCCAGGUAAAAGCUAUGAUCCCUUAUUGAUGACACUUGUUAAAUCCACUUCAAUCAGUGUAGAUGGAGGAUUUUUCAGCCUUGAGACAAUUGAGACGUGAAUUGUGUAUGUGUGCCAUUCAGAGGGUGAAUGGACAAGACAAAAUAUUUAAGUUCCAUUUGAACGGGGUAUGGUAGUAGGUGCCAGGCGCACAGGUUUGAGUGUGUCAAGAACUACAACGCUGCUGGGUUUUUCACGCUCAACAGUUUCCUGUGUGUAUCAAGAAUAGUCCAUCACCCAAAGGACAUCCAGCUAACUUGACACAACUGUGGGACGCAUUGGAGUCAACAUUUUCAAGUAUUUUCAAUUAUUGUGGUGGCAACAUGUUAUGGGUAUGCUUGUCACCGGCAGCGACUGGGGAGUUUGUCAAGAUCAAAAUACAUUUUUGAAAGGAGCAAAGCCCAGGUAAAAAGUUAAAGGAAAACCCGCCAUAGUCUUCUGAAAACUUAACUAUGGGAUAGAGUUUUCCUUUUCAGCUGGACAAUUACGCACAUUUUAAUGCAAAAAAAACACACCAAAAUGGUUUUCCAAUAAGUAUUGAGUGUUCGUGAGUGGUCCAGUAUCAACCCCCCUGACUUAAAUCUGCGUGAAAAUCAUAGACAAGGUUUGAAUAUUGCUGUCCAUCAAUGAUUCCCAACUGAAUUUACUGAGCUUGAGCAAUUUUGACUAAAAACAAUGCCCUGUAAUGGCUGCAAAAGGUGCUUCCACCAAGUAUUAGGCUAACUUUGCGGUGUGAAGAAGUACGCAAUCAAUGUCUUCAUUUUUUAUCUUUUAUUAAUUUGGAAGAUUUUCUAUAAUUUGUCUUUCAUUUUGAAAAUGUGAAGUAGUUUGUGCAGAUCUGUAGGAAGAAAUCCCGAUUUUUAAUUUUUAUUUGAAGGCAGCAAAAUGUGAAGACUGUGUGACUAUAUAUAUAUAUAUAUAUAUAUAUAAUCAAAUAAGUAUCCAAUACAGAAAUGUAAUAGUGUUCAACGUUCAGAAUCUAAUUCAAAUCUAACUCGCUCUCUGUGUCGCUCUCUCCAUAAUCUGAUGACAACCCAUCAAUGGGUUUUUGUGUCCUACAUAUCCUGCCCUUUCAGCUCAAAAUACCUGGAGUGACAGUAAAUUUCCGCAAGCUGCUGCUGAACCAAUGCCAGAAGGGCUUUGAGAAAGAUAAUAGUAAGAUCUUAAAAGAAAAGCAGAGGGAACUGGACGCCACCACUGAGGUAGCACAUCAUACACCAACAUUUUAUCUCUGAGAUAUCAAAAUCCACAUUACAUAAACUUAAGUUCUCUUCCUAAUGCCUUAUUCUUUCUAAACAAUUGUAAUUGAUUAAGUUUCCCUUAACUUUACAUUGGUAUUACAUUUAAGUAUUCCCUUCAACUGAUCAUUGUAACGCUUGUAACAACUUGUACCUUGUUUAGUCCAGUGCCAUUUUUAUUAGUACAAGGCAGGCUGAACAGACGUCCCGGUUUCCUUCCAGGAGGAGGACCGCCAGCGACUGAGGGAGGAGCUGGAGGAGGCUAAGGCAGAGGGGCAGCGGGAGUUGCUAGGCAACAUCACAUUCAUCUGCGAGUUGUUCAAGUUGAAGUUGAUGACCGAGGGCCUCAUAGACUACUGCAUCGUAAAGCUAAUAAAGGAUGGGGAUGAUGAUUCGCUAGAGGGUCUGUGCACAAUACUCUUCACCAUUGGCAAGGACUUGGACUCUGAGAAGAACCAGGUCUGUCUGUCUGUAUAGAUUUAUUGAUGUGCGUCUGUUGUUUGUCAGUCAACAGCAUUCACUAAGCCUGUCUAUACUUCCACAGCCCAGAAUGGAUGAGCACUACACGCAGAUUAAUCUGAUAAAGGAGAGAAGGAGGACCUCCCACAGAAUCCGUUAUAUGCUUCAUGAUGUGCUGGACCUCAGAACGGUAUGACCAGCUAUCCCACAACCUCCACUACCUGUUAUGUUUGUUCUGUGUCUUUGGUUGUCUGUCUGUCUCUCUCUCUUUCUCCCCCUCCCUCCCUCUCUCUCACCUAUCCUCUAAUCUUAAACCACUGAUAUUAGAUUGUUCAAGUCUAAUUUAAUGUUUCACUCUCUGUUCCACUUUCUCUCUCCAGCUCCAUUUGUACAAGGAACAAAAGGAAGACCAUUGAAGACCAGGACUGUGUUUUUUACAAUGGUUUUCCAACACACAUGCACAAACACCCAUCAUCGAGUUACUGUAAAUGUUUAUUUGUUUAAUUUGAUAUGUAUAGUCCAAUCACAAGAACUGAACAUAGCCGUUUUGCAUUGAAAUGCAUGUUUCAUGUGUGUUACCAGGUUUCAAUUCAACCUUUUUAUGCAAGUAAAGUACAGAUGUAUGAUCUUCAUUUGAGGCAGUUUGUUACAGCAGGAAAAGAAUCCUGCAGCAACAGUAAAUGUGUAUUAUUCUGUGGAUUAUAAUUAAUGGAUAUGUUUUAUAGGGGUUGAUGCAUUUUACGUUAGGGCAAAUCAGGUCUGACAUUUUAAAGUGGAAAUUACUAACUUUAGAAGCCUUUUUAAACCUUGAAUACACUACAAGUUUGCAUUUCCUGCUGUGCAAGAAAAUUCGCACCUACAAGAGUGAUCAAAUUAAGAUCCUACAUCUGUACGUGUCGGAUUGAAAAUGUCACGACAGGCCUGAUGGAAACAGCUAAUUUGUCAGUAAACUUUCCAGAGUUUGACAAAACAAGGUGAGAUUGUUUUGUGUCUGUAAAAUGUAUUAUGUGAGAAAUGGCAGUGGAACAUAUUCAUGCGCAAAUAUUGAUAUAACAAGGCAACAGUAAACAUGUUGUCCCCCAUGAAUGAUGCAAGGUAGGGGACAUUAGACCGGUGGAAAUCUGUCCUUUGGUCUGAUGAGUCCAAAUCUGAGAUUUUUGGUUCCAACCGCCGUGUCUUUGUGAGACGCAGAGUAGGUGAACAGAUGAUCUCCACAUGUGUGGGUCCCACCGUGAAGCAUGGAGGAGGAGGUGUGAUGGUGCUUUGCUGGUGACACUGUCAGUGAUUUAUUUAGAAUUCAAGUUACACUUAACCAGCAUGGCUAGCACAGCAUUCUGUGCAUCACCUUACCUCAACCCAAUUGAGAUGGUUUGGGAUGAGUCGGACCGCAGAGUGAAGGAAAAGCAGCAAACAAGUGCUCAGCAUAUGUGGGAACUCCUUCAAGACUGUUGGAAAAGCAUUCCAGGUUAAGCUGGUUGAGAGAAUGCCAAGAGUGUGCAAAGCUGUCAUCAAGGCAAAGGGAGGCUACUUUGAAGAAUCUCAAAUAUAAAACAUAUUUUGAUUUGUUUAACACUUUUUUUGGGUUACUACAUGAUUCCAUAUGUGUUAUUUCAUAAUUUUGAUGUCUUCACUAUGUACAAUGUAGAAAAUAGUUUAAAUAAAUACAUAUAUAAUUUUAAAAAAAACUUUAAUGAGCAGGUGUGUCCAAACUUUUGACUGGUAUUGUAUGUUAUAUAUAUAUAUAUAUAUAUAUAUAUAUAUAUAUAUAUAUAUAUAUAAUAGGAUACUGUAUAUAUUUCCUUGAUUUAUAAAAAUAAUAAUAACAGGCCUGUGCACAGGGUGCAAUUAUCCAGGACCUAGCCUACUGAGGCGGGACUCACUCAAGACAGAGGGGGAAGGCCCUGACAUUCUUGCCUCCGCUUGCAAACCAAAUGCUGGUUGAUAACAAGCAUCAAAUCAAGCAUUAUUUAUACAGCUCAUUUCAGACAUGGAAUGCAACACAAUGUGCUUUACAGAAGAAGAAAAAACAAUGAAAAUAAAAAGAAUGACACAAAUAAAAAGCACCCUAAGGAAAAGCAAAGCUAAAAAUAUGUGUUUUAAGAUGUCUUUUAAAAAUGUCCAGCGUUUCGGCCCCCCUCAUGUUCUCUGACAGGCUAUUCCAGAGGCUGGGGGCAUAAUAACUAAAGGCUGCCUCCAUGCCUCUUGGUCCUAGGCUUUGGGAUAGUUAAAAGGCCAGUGCCAGUGGACCUGCUGGAUACAUAACUUAAAAGCAUGUCUGACAUGUAUUGGGGUGCACAAUAGUGGAUUGAUUUAAAAACCAAUAGAAGAAUCUUCAACUUAAUUCUAAAACUCACAGGCAUCCAGUGCAGAGACCUUAAAACCAGUGUAAUGUGUGGUCAGUACCUGUGCUGCAGCACUCUGUAUGUUUUGCAGUUGAUCAAUGGCUUUCUUGGGUAGACCAGACAGGAUAGCAUUAGAGUAGUCAAGCCUGCUUGUAAUAAAAGCAUGGAUGAGUCUCUCUGUAUCAGCCUAAGAGAGAAACGGCCGCACCUUGGCAAUGUUCCUCAGGUGGUAAAAAGCUAUUUUGGUCACAUUCCUAAUGUGUUGUGGUGGCCGAAUUUUCCACAACAGUGUGAUUCGAAAUUGAGUUCAGAAUCUAAAAUAACACCUAGGUUUUUUAACUGGUGUUUUAUCUUUAUUGCCCGUGAAUUAAAAUGUGCGGCUAGAUUCUCUCUCUGUGCUUUGACUCCAACAAUAAGUACCUUGGUCUUGUCUUGAUUUAGCUGGAGGAAGUUCUGAGCCAUCCAAGUAUUUAAAUCACUAAUACAGUCUAAUAAUUUAUCCGUGGAGCUAAAUCUAUCAGAAUGGUAGGAGAUGACAGUUUGUAUAAACUCACUAGAAGGCGGAGUUAAAGGAAUGAAAAUUAGGUUACUCACAAUAACCGUAGUGCCAUUUCUACAGGAGUUGAUAUGCUUUCCAAGUCCUCUGUUGCUUAUUCUGACCGGGAGAACUGGAGCACUACCAGAAUGUCCGUUUGCGAUUUUGCUGGAAAUAAUCCCGGAACCCCUGCGGUUAGGUUGAAUCCUGUCUCUUUUAAAAAGACUUGGUUGCUCCCACAGCAAAUCAAAGUUGUCACGAAAAGACGUUGGGAAAAUUGUGAAGGAUUAAAUAAAAAUCUAUUUUUUUUUGUUUUUGAGUUUGAAAAUGUACUGGCCCAAGCGAACCAUGUGAAAGCUUGAUUAACUGGCCCGGUGAGCUCGGCAGAUGUUGCCGGACCAGCAGGCAGCCCUGAAUGUUGACCCCUGCAGUCUCUUUAGCUAAUCCACUCCCUGUACUGUGCCAAAGAAAAAAACACCACCUGCUGGAGAAAACAAAUUUUGGGCCCAGUUAUCCCUCUCACUUCGCCUCCUCCCCUCUCCGGUGUGACUCACACAUUUCAGUUAAUUAUUAUAGCUUCCGCCUUGGCCCAAUCAGUGUAAUUUUGUAAAUGCUGGAUCUCUAUCGCAGGAUGCAUCAUUCACCCAAGUUUCGUCGAAAUCGGGCCAGUGCUGUCUGAGAUCGUGUGUGACCAACGUAUGGACGGACCACAAUCCCCUCCUCGUAUGGACCGAUCCACAGUCCCCUCCUCGGUUUCGUCAUGGGGGACAAUAACCAUCAUAUCGAAGUAAACUUUGAGUCACAAAAUGACAUGUUGUGUGGUCCUCCCACUACGACUCAGGAAAGCAUACAGUUUAUUAGGCUACAGAUUAAAUAAAUUAUGGUGAACUUCACAGGGAGGUGAAAGUGCAAGGUGAUGAACUUGAUGCUCCUUUCCAAUCAAUAUCGAGGGUCUUAUUCUGACAUGAUGAUCGAUGCUUGGCUGCCGUUUGGCACAUCAAAAUAAUCUCUCUCUUUGGCAAAUAAUAAUCUCAUCAUGUAGGCUAUACCCACACUGUUUCUGCAAGCUGUUGGCUAGAGCGCACGUGCCAAUACCAGAGUGGGCACAUUCGCUAUAUAACGCAACAUGUUUUGUGACAAAACCAUCAGUAGAUGGAAACCUUGUAUUUUUGAUUUGCUACAUUCAGGAAUUUAAAUGUAAAAGUAAUGUUUAUGUGCACUACGUCAUCACCCACAGCCUUUUAUCCGCAACAAGUCAAUUUGAUGGAAAGACAUCUCUGGUGGGAAAAUGCGGAAAUUAGAAUAUUUGCAUGGAAAUCUGUCGCCAAUUGAAUGGAAACCUAGCUUGUGUUGUAAUAUGUGUUAUUUAUACUUAUAGUGCAUUCGGAAUGUAUUCAGACCCCAUCACUUUUUCCACAUUUUGUUACGUUACAGCCUUAUUCUAAAAUGGAUUAAAUAAAAAAAAAUCCUCAUCAAUCUACACACAAUACCCCAUAAUGACAAAGUGAAAACAGAUUUUCAGAGAUUUUUGCUAAUUCCUAUAAAAAAAAUAAACAGUAAUACCUUAUUUACAUACGUUUUCAGACCCUUUGCUAUGACACUCGAAAUUGAGAUCAGGUUCAUCCUGUUUCCAUUGAUCAUCCUUGAGAUGUUUCUACAACUUGAUUGGAGUCCACCUGUGGUAAAUUAAAUUGAUAUACAUGAAUUGGAAAGGCACACACCUGUCUAUGUAAGGUCCCACAGUUGACAGUGCAUGUCAGAGCAAAAAACAAGCCAUGAGGUCGAAGGAAUUGUCCGUAGAGCUCCGAGACAGGAUUAUGUUGAGGCACAGAUCUGGGGAAGGGUACCAAAACAUUUCUGCAGCAUUGAAGGUCCCCAAGAACACAGUGGCCUCCAUCAUUCUUAAAUGGAAGAAGUUUGGAACCACCAAGACUCUUCCUAGAGCUGACCACUGGCCAAACUGAGCAAUCGGGGGAGAAGGGCCUUGGUCCGGGAGGUGAUCAAGAACCUGAUGGUAACUUUGACAGAGCUCCAGAGUUCCUCUGUGGAGAUUGGAGAAACUUCCAGAAGGACAACCAUCUCUGCAGCACUCCACCAAUCAGGCCAGACAGAAGCCACUCCUCAGUAAAAGGCACAUGACAGCCCACUUGGAGUUUGCCAAAAGGCACCUAAAGAUUCUCAGACCAUGAGAAACAAGAUUCUCUGGUCUGAUGAAACCAAGAUUGAACUCUUUGGCCUGAAUGCCAAGUGUCACGUCUGGAGGAAACCUGGCACCAGCCCUACGGUGAAGCGUGGUGGUGGCAGCAUCAUGCUGUGGGGAUGUUUUUCAGCGGCAGGGACUGGGAGACUAGUCAGGAUUGAGGGAAAGAUGAACGGAGUAAAGUACAGCGAGAUCCUUGAUGAAAACCUGCUCCAGAGCGCUCAGGACCUCAGACUGGGGCGAAGGUUCACCUUCCAACAGGACAACGACCCUAAGCACACAGUCAAGACAAUGCAGGAGUGGCUUCGGGACAAGUCUCUGAAUGUCCUUGAGUGGCCCAGCCAGAGGCCAGACUUAAUCCCGAACGAACAUCUCUGGAGAGACCUGAAAAUAGCUGUGCAGCAACGCUCCCCAGCCAAGCUGACAGAGCUUGAGAGGAUAUGCAGAGAAGAAUGGGAGAAACUCCCCAAAUACAGGUGUGCCAAGCUUGUAGCAUCAUACCUAAGAAGACUCGGCUGUAAUCGCUGCCAAAGGUGCUUCAACAAAGUAUUGAGUAAAGGGUCUGAAUACUUAUGGAAAUGUAAUAUUUCCGUUUUUAAUUUUGUAUAAAUUUAGAGGGCCUAGAGAACUGCCCUGCGGUACACCACACCCUACAUGUUUGACAUUAGAGAAGCUUCCAUUAAAGAAAACCCUCUGAGUUAUAUUAGAUAAAUAGCUCUGAAUCCAUGAUAUAGCAGAGGUUGAAAAGCCAUAAAACAUAUUACAUUUACAUUUUAGUCAUUUAGCAGAUGCUCUUAUCCAGAGCGACUUACAGUUAGUGAGUGCAUACAUUAUAUAUAUAUAUAUAUAUAUAUAUAUAUUUUUUUUUUUUUUUUCAUACUGGCCCCCCGUGGGAAACAAACCCACAAGCCUGCCGGCCAUUCCCUCCCCUACCCUGGACGACGCUGUGCCAAUUGUGCGCCGCCCCAUGGGUCUCCCGGUCACGGCCGGCUACGACAGAGCCUGGAUUCGAACCAGGAUAUCUAGUGGCACAGCUGUUUUCUCCUCAACAGGUUAUGGUCAAUAAUAUCAAAUGUAACAGUACAGCUCCCACAAUCUUCUUAUCAAUUUCUUUCAACCAAUCAUCAGUCAUUUGUGUCAGUGCAGUACAUGUUGAGUGCCCUUCUCUAUAAGCAUGCUGAAAGUCUGUUGUCAAUUUGUUUACAGAGAAAUAGCAUUGUAUUUGGUCAAACACAUUUUUUUCCUACAGUUUGCUAAUAGCUGGCAGCAAGUUGAUUGGUCUGCUGUUAGAACCAGUAAAGGCCGCUUGGGUAGCAGAAUGACUUUGGCUUCCCUCCAGGCCUGAGCAUAAACACCUUCCUCUAGACUCAGAUUAAAGAUAUGACAGAUAGGAGUGGCCAUAGACUCACCUACCAUCCUCAGUAGCCUUCCAUUUAAGUUGUCAAUGCCAGGAGGUUUGUCAUUAUUGAUCGAUAACAAUAAUUUUUCCACCUGUCCCACACGAACUUUACAAAAUUCAAAACGUACAAUGCUUUUCUUUCAUUAUUUGUUUUUUUUAUGCAUGAAUACAGUGGCUCACUUUUCGUUAUUGGCAUUUCCUGCUUAAGUUUGCACACUUUGCCAAUGAAGUAAUCAUUUAAAUAAUUGGCAACAUCAAAUGGUUUUGUGAUGAAUAAGCCAUCUGAUUCGAUGAACGAUGGAGUUGAAUUUGUCUUUCUGCCCAUAAUUUCAUUUAAAGUACAGCAAAGUUUUUUUCCAUCAUACUUUAUGUCAUUGAUAUUGGCUUCAUAAUACAGUUUCUUCUUCUUUUUGUUAAGUUUAGUCACAUAAUUUCUCAAUUUGCAAUAAGUCAGCUAGUCAGAUGUGCAGCCAGACUUAUUAGCUCUCCUUUUGCCCCAUCUCUUUCAACCAUACAGUUUUUCAAUUCCUCAUCAAUUCAUGGAGCCUUACAGUUUCUUAACAGGGGCAUGUUUAUCAAUAAUUGGAAGAAGCAAUUUCAUAAAUUCAUAAAGUGCAGCGCCUGGAUGCUCCCUAUUAAUCACAUCAGACCAACAAAUAUGUUUUACAUCAUCCACAUAAGAGUCGCAGCAAAAACUUUUGUAUGAUCUCAUAUACACUAUUUUAGGCCCAGCUUUUGGAACCUUGGUUCUCCUAGAUAUAGCCACUAUAUUGUGAUCACUGCAUCCAAUGGGUACGGAUACAGCUUUAGAACAGAGUUCUACAGUAUUAGUAAAAAUGGGAUCAAUACAUGUGGAUGAUCUUGUUCCUGUAGUGUUUGUAAACACCCUGGUAGGUUGAUUAAUAACCUGAACCAGAUGACAGGCACUGGUUACACAGAGAAGCUACCUCUUGAGCGGACAGCUUGAUAAAUACCACUCAAUAUUCAGGUCCCCAAGAAAGUAGAUCUCUCUGUUUACAUCACAUACACUAUCUAGCAUUUCACACACAUUAUUUAGAUACUGACUGUUAGCACUUGGUGGCCAAACACUGUUAACACUUGACAUGGGUUAAGGCAGGGUUUCCCAAACUCGGUCCUGACACCCCUCGGGUGCACAUUUUGUUUUUUGCCCUAGCACUACACAGCUGAUUCAAAUAAUCAAAGCUUGAUGAUGAAUUGGUUAUUUGAAUCAGCUGUGUACUGCUAGGACAAAAACCAAAAUGUGCACCCAGGGGGGCCGCCCCAGGACCAAGUUUGGGAAACCCUAGGUUAAGGAAGGAUCACACAGAAAAUAACAUCCAGAUCAACAGGAGGUAUCAGCCUAUGAAUUAUACUCCUGAGUAAACGUUCCAUAACUGAAUGUGGCAGUAAAUCACCAACCCAGGUGGCAGUAUGCACCCUUUCUGUUUGUUUAGCGAGUGUCAAUAAACUCAUAGAAGUAGAAGACGAAGAAAUGUACUACUUUAACAUGGAGAUAAGCCUCAAUGGUGCUGCCCAUGCUGUCACAGAAGCCAUAAUGGCAAAGACGUACCCUCUAUCCAACUCUAUGUUCUACACUUGCAGGUAAAGGCCACUCCCCAUCUGACUCAUUGAAAAACGGUUUCAGAAAUGUGCCACCGUGGUUUUAUACCAGACCACAUGUUGAUCUUAGCCUGAUUGAAGGAAAUAAACAGUGGUGUAAAGAAGAUAAUGUAGGAACAAUAGUGGAUCAAUAUAUUAGUCAUCGGUUUUAUUAUUUUCUUGCCGUGUAUACAGAUGGUUCAAAGGAUCCCAUGAAUGGGAAGACAGGAGCAGGUGUAUUUAUUCCUGAGUUCGAUGUUAAUUUAUGUAAGAGACUAACAAAUGAUUUAUCUGUAUCUGCAACAGAAAUGGAUGUGAUAAUUGUUGGAUUGCAAUGGAUAGAGGCGGCGCAACCAAGAAGAGUAGUAAUAUGUUCUGACUCUACAUCAGUUUUGUGUAGUUUAAGAUCUGGAAAGUCAGAAUGUGAGGAUUUAUGGUUAGCAAUAAUGAUGCUCUUUUUGGGGUUCCAAAGUAAUGGUAUCGUAAUUCAGUUCUGUUGGAUUCCGGCUCAUACAGGAGUUUAUGGAAAUGAUAUAGUAGAUACAAUAGCAAAAAGACCAGUGAAAAAGGUGCAGUUGGGUAGAGGGGAAAUUAAAUCAUUAAUUCGGAAAAAUGGGUUAGAUUGCUGGCAGAGACAAUGGGAUGAAAGUAGUAUGGGCAGACAUGUUUAUAGUACAAUGAAAUCUGUAGAUGGUGUCAUAUAAUGGAAAUGAAAGGGAGGAAUUUAUGUUGUGUAGGAUGAGAUUAGGGCAUACGGGAUUUAAUUAAUCUUUGAAAUUGAUAGGGAAACAUGGUACUGGAAUGUGUAAUGGCUGUAUGGUAGAGAAACCGUUUGAACAUGUAUUAUUAUUUUGUGAAAUGUAUGAUGUAGAAAGGGAGAUGUUAUUUGACAGGGUCAGAGAGGUUGGACGGGAAUGGGGAGUGGGUGGUAUUUUGGGUGGGGGUGAUGGGAGUAAUGAGAUUUGUAGGGAAUUAUUUUAUUUUAUUAGAAAUGUAGGGUUAGUUAAGAGAAUAUAGUGGUAUAGGUUGGUUGUGAGCUGCUUCACACUCCAGUACAGUAGGUGGCGGUGUAUGCACAUGUCAGUUGGUUGCGAUUUGCCAAUAAAACUUGAAGAAGAAGAACCGUUUCAGAGAAAUGAAACUGAAUGUGACUAGAUGAUUAUUCUCAGUGUUUUUAAGGACAUUGAAAAUGGCAGAGGUCUGUAUUUCAGUGUACCUGGAUGAGUUUAGCUGCUCAAUCUGUCUGGAUUUACUGAACGAUCCGGUGACUAUUCCCUGUGGACACAGCUACUGUAGAGUCUGUAUUAAGGGUCACUGGGAUCAGGAUGAUCAAAAGCUUAUCUACAGCUGCCCUCAAUGCAGACAGACCUUUACCCCAAGGCCUGUCCUGAGCAGAAACAACAUGCUAACUGAAGUAGUGGGGAAACUGAAGAAGACGGGACAAGAAGUUUCACCUUCUCUGCCGUAUGUUGGACCUGGAGAUGUGCCAUGUGACAUCUGUACUGAUAAACGACACAGAGCAGUGAAAUCCUGUUUGGUGUGUCUGGCCUCAUACUGUGAGACUCACAUUCAGCCUCACUAUGAAUCAACAGUUUUGAAGAAACAUAGUCUGUGUAAAGCCUCCACACAACUAAAGGAGAAGAUCUGCCCUCACCAUGACAAACUGUUGGAGGUCUACUGCUGCACUGAUCAACAGUGCAUUUGUUAUCAGUGUGCUAUAGAUCAACACAGAGGUCAUGAAAUUGUUGUAGCUCAAGCUGAAAGGACAAAGAAACAGGUAUGCCAGAAAGCUUUUGUUCUUCAAUGUAAUCUUGUUGUUGUUGUCAUCACAGCAUUAAUAUUAUCAAAUAGUGUUUAAUAUGUAUAUUCACAGGAACAGGUGAAGAAGGUACAAAUGGAAUGUCAGCAGAAAAUCAAGGAGAGGGAAACUGUGAUGCUGGAUCUGCAAAACGUGAUGGGUUCUGUCAAGGUAAGUUUUGACCUGUGGAUGUAAAAUAUGGCAACAUUAAAGGACAAAACACAUUGCGAAGACAAACCUCUAAAAGUAGAGGGUGGCUGCAGUGUGUCAGGAUAUCAACAGAAAAUGAUGUACUGAAUGCCAAUGUUCUAGUCUGAGCAGAUAGGACGGCCACCCACUGCUUUUAAUUAACCGUUCGUCAGCACAGUGUGUUGUCCUUAAACAUGUAAAUGCCAUUUAUUGUCUUAUUUCCGGGCGGCUCUCCUAUAGUUAGAUUAGCCACUCAACCUGUAUCUCACUGUGGGCAACAGAUUGAUGGAGCUCAAGUAGAGCCAUAUUUUCAAUGGUAAAAUAAAACCACAGAAUGUUUUCAGGAACUAUUAAAACAUACAACCAGGUAAAUUGUAAACAGCAACACUGUAGGUUGUAAACAAGUAUAUUACGAUGGCGGCUUCAAUUAAAUUCCUACUUUCUGAAUUCCCUAUCAGUGCUCUGCACAGGAAGCUGUGGUGGACAGUGAGAGGACCUUCAAUGAGCUGAUCCGCUUCAUUGAGAGAAGAAGCUCUGAGGUGAGAGAGAUUAUCAAAGCUAAGGAGAGGGAUAUGGUGUGCGAGACUGAAGGACUUCUAGAGACACUGGAGAAGGACAAUGUUGAGCUGAGGAAGAUUGAUGCUAACAUUAUUCUGCUUACACAGACAGAGGAUCACAUCCAUUUCCUCCAGGUACUGCAGCAUUAGUAACUCUCCGAGCCAUUUAGAAAUAUAUGGCUCUGGUAACUAUGCUCCUCUGUAAUUUUCAUGUACAUAGAAGUCUUGCUAUUUUUUCUCUCUAUUUACAAUCCUGCAUCUCUCUUUUGUUUCUGUUUGAAUCUAGAGCUGCAAGUCUCUAGUUGCCCCUCUUGGAUUUGAAGACAUACCCAGGAUUCCUGUUGGUCAUCAAGUAUAUUUUGAGAAAGUUAAGAUGUUCACCUCUACACUGAAAGACAAACUAGAGGAUGUCUGCACAGAGGAACUGGUGAAGGUCUCUAAAACAGGUACUCAUUAAAUAUUACUCAAUGUGUCUCUUAAUGGAUUGUUCUGUAUAUAAGAUAAUUCCCUUCUCUUUUUCCUUAUGUCUUUAUCUACACAGCUGAGGAUGUGUACAGUCUAUUUAUGUAGGUAGCAAAGCUCAGACAGUGUACAUUGUCUACAGUCUCCACUAGGACACCACCAGCUCCUCAACAUUAAUGUAUGUAUUUUUCUGCUCUCUGUCUCUCUCUACUUAUCUCUCUCUAAUCUUUGGAUCUGGUCUAGAUAUAACUGGCAAUUUUGUCAGUGAGGAGUCAGUAGAACGGAACCUGGUAAGUGCCUACUGUAGUUGUGUUGUAGUACCUUCUAAAUUGAAUAUUGCCAGUGAUAUUUUACCAUGUCACCCAUAUCUGCCCUAUAGGGCUUGAAGGAAACCAUGCAAGCUGAGGAUCCACAGAUGCAGAAGCUGUUUGUCCCUAUGUGUCACAUCCUGGACAGGUUGACUCCUAAGAACUUCCAGCAGUUGAUGGUGGUAGUGACUGAGCUCACCAUUGACACAGACAACAAGCUGAAGGGCAUCGUUGACCUCAUACAUGAGAGGGCCAUAGCACACCCUGCCAGCUCUGUGGUGUACGCCAACUUGUGCCGCUGCCUCAUGGGGGUAAGUCUGCAACUGUUUGUGCCCGUCUCCCUUUGUCUUAGCUCUUGUUUGCCAAAUGCCAGGACCACUUUACCAAUAAAACAUUGAUUCACAGGCAUUUUGACUUUUUGUAACUUUGAUGUAAAAACAUAAUUUUUACUCUUCAGCUCAAAGUGCCAAAGUCAUAUAAUCCGAGAGUGACUGUGAAUUUCCGUAAUUAUCUGCUGAAUCGAUGCCAGAGGGAGUUUGAGAAUGAUACAUCUGAGCUGUUUGGAGGAAAGCAGAAGGAGCUGGACACCGCCACCAAGGUACAAUAACAUAUUUUAGGGGCUAGCUUAAGCUGACACCUAGUGAUCUUGGCAAGAGGUUUGGUUCUCGUUUUAACAGCUAAGGGGUUGGAUUGACAGUUGCUAGUUCCCAGGUUUCAAGCCCCGGUUGGGAUUAUCCCCCUGAUUUCACUGCAAUAUGCAUGUCAUAAAACAAAUGUUCCAUGGUUACUCCAUAGACAGAACACACUGACACAUAUUUGAUAUACAGUAUAUGACAUCAGAACUUGCUCCUUACAUUGCAGUGGAAAUAAAUUGUUAUUCCCAAUUAAAUUAGAAUUUUAUCAAAAGUGCUUAAACACUCUGAUACAACUUGUGAAACCUGUCCAAACCUUCCAGGGGGAGGUCAGCCAGCGACUGAAGGAGGAACCGGAGGAGGCCAAGGCCAUGUGGUGCAGACGGUCUCUAGGCAACAUCAGAUUCAUUUGCGAGUUGUUCAAGUUGAAGAUGCUUACAGAGUCAAUUGUGCACACCUGUAUCAUAAAGCUAUCUAAUGAUGGCGAUGAUAACUCUCUGGAGUGUCUGUGCACAAUGCUCUCCACCAUCGGCAAGGACUUGGACGUAGAGAAGGCCAGGGUACAGCAUUGUCUGUCUGUUUUGAAUCAUUGAUUUGAUCUGUUAUAUUUAUACGAGUACAGUGCAUUUUAAUCCCAAAUGAUUGGAUAGAUCAAUCCAAUAGAUUAAGAUCUACAAAUCAGUCAACGCAUUCACUUGGCCUGUCUAUAUCUCCACAGCCCAGAAUGAAUCAGUACUACAGGAAUAUUGAGACUAUUGUGAAGAACAGGACAACCUCCCCGAGAAUCCGCUAUAUGCUGCAGGAUGUGCUGGACCUCAGAAAGGUAUGACCAGUAAUCCCUCAACCUCUUUUAACGUCUACAUAAAAAACGUUGUUUGCUUGCCUAUUUUUCUUGCAAAAAAAAAUAGCAAGGCAUAGUAUAGUUUGUAUGCAUCAACUGUAGGAAUUACAGUCCUUUAAUACUGAUUAUUGUAUUGCGUCAUUACAAGAGUGAUGUAAUGUUUCUCUCUGUAUGUAUGUUUUUCGUUCUCUAGCUUCAUCUGUAGUAAAGGGGAGACCAUAUGCACAGGACAAGAUGGAAGCACACACACCAUGCACACACACGCCACGCACACACACACACACACACACACAUCAAUAUGUAAUAAGAGUGAAAUCGUGUGUAAGAUAUAAUUAUUUGAGAAAUUAAGUAUGAUAAUGUAAGACAAUUUGCUAUUGAUAUAUACAAUUAAACUGAUAUUAAACAUGUAUUUCCUACAAUAAAAAUAUGUAUAUUACCCGAAAGUCUCUGUAGUUCUAUAUCAGAGUUUUGCGUAACCUGGUUUACUAAGAUAUCAGCAGAAAUAAGGAUUUGCAUGAAACCGACAAUAAAAUGUAUGUGUUCAUUUGACCAGGUAAAUUGGCUGAGAAACCACAUUCUCUUUUACAGCAACAUGGGGGAAGAGUUCUAGGGGAGAGGGGUUAUAAUCUACAAAUUAUAAUUAUAAUCAUACAAUUCUUAUUUACAUACUGUAUGUGAUGGAAGGAACAACUUCCUGGUACUGUAUUAUUGAAACAGAGUGCAAGGCUGGGAUGGGGAUUCCCACCACAACUCGCAUACAAACAAGACAGUUAAUACCACCUACUGGCCACUAAGUGACACUGCACACAUCGUAUCUUAAUUGGCACUCCACCCCUUUUCUAGCAUUAAAGUAAGAUAUGUCAAUCCAAAGAGCGUCUCUUUAUGUAUUCAUAUGAUAUAUGUGUGCUCGUCCCUGUAUAUGGUAAGUGUCCUUCCCCAGAGUCCUUCUCCUGCCCUCUGUGUGGAGACGGUUGUAAUGAGAGUCAUGCGGGGCUGCUAUCCGUCUGUCUGUCUGUGGCAGGAAAAGGCCUGGUUUAUUCCCUCAGUCCAGCUCUAUGGAUUGGGAAAGGGCUGUGUCUGUCUUGGGAGCCCAGCCCCUCAGGCUUCUUUGUGGCCAAGGGAGGAGGGUAG